GUUUGUAAGACUUCGUUUUCUCUCAUUCGAUCUUUUUCUCUCUCUCUCUCUCUUUUGUUUUUCAUCAAUCGAUCGAAAAAAAACACAGCAAAGAGCUAAAGCAUCUUUUUGCAGAUCGGAACCCUAAUUUGUUUUCCUCUGUUCUCCUUUCGCUAUAGAAUCCGCGACUUCUUUUUUUUUUUUGUUUUUUUUCGUUUUCUUUCUAUAUUAUCUUUUCAGAUGGAUUCUGGAAUCCUUGUAAUUCCCUAAUAGCGCUAAAAACCCUAGCUAUCGACGACCUUAGAUUACUGCAGGAAACUAUCAUUUCUCUCCCGAUUUGAGCUUUUUUGGAUUUGGAACUUUUGAUUUGUUGGGUGUGAAUUAGGGGGGCUUCUUCACAAUCCGAUACGAGAGAUUAGCUUUCUCACUUUAGGAUGAGCUAGUUUUUUUUCUUUGGGUGGUUUUAGCUGUGAUUUCUCUUGAGUUCUGGGCGAAAUAUCUUAGAUUUGCCUUACUGUACAUAUAGCUAGAUCGUGACGACGACGACCUGAUGAAGUUGGUGAAGCGUGGGUUUCGUUUUUAAGUUUUGCUAGUUUUGAUCAUGCUGAAUAUUGUUGGUGGUUAUUAGAGAGAGAGAGAGAGCUGAGAUUAUUUUAGGAGCCGAGAGAUUUGCGUUUUGGGGGAUAUUUAUUAGAGACAACUACUACUGUAGCCUUACUUGAUUAAGGCGUUUGAGAACAGAUACUGGUGGUUAUUUCUUGACCUCCAUCAGCUAAGAUAUUGUGUAUCGGCCUGCAUUUUAUAAUGAGUACAGCAAAUGAACAACAAUUUCCCAUGGAUCAACUUGUCGAAACCAGUGAUGAAUCCAGAAAGAAACCAAGAAUAUCAUACACGAGAAAGUUUCUUUUAUCCUUGAGUGAGAAAGAUGUUUGCAAGAAGCUGCCUAAUCUGCCCGGUGAAUUUGAUGAAGCACUGUUGCUUGACUUCGAAGAUCCUUCACCCGAGCGAGUAAGAAUUUCUGGCGAUUUUUCGUCCCAUGGUUUCAGGCGGAAUGACUAUAGUUCAUCCCCUCCCACCAGGGGUGAAUUAGGUAGUAACUCUCGAGGCAUUCAUGGAAGAUGGGAAGGGCGCUCAGGUGGAUGGAAUGAUAAAGAUAGCGAUUCACAGUCAGACCGGGACUCAGGAGAGCUUGGGAGGCGUUCUGGUAUGCCAUCUCGGAGGCCUUGGCAAGCACCUGAGCAUGAUGGACUUCUGGGGAAAGGUUCUUUCCCUAAGCCUUCUGGAUUUGGUGCAGGAACAUCAGGCCCCAGACCUCAAUCUAAUGACUCACAUCAGCUGAGUAGAACCAAUGAACCUUACUAUCCUCCUCGCCCAUACAAGGCGCCACCUUUCAUCAGACGUGACACUAGAGACUCACUCAAUGAUGAGACAUUUGGUUCUUCUGAUUCUACGAGUGAAGAUAGAGCAGAAGAAGAAAAAAAAAGAAGAGCUUCUUUUGAGUUGUUGAGGAAGGAACAUCAGAAAGCAUUCCAGGAGAGGCAAAAAUCAAACCCGGACUUACGUAAAAACGACUUUGAUUUUACUGAACUUCUUGGGGAGUCCAAAGAUGAAAAAGGGCGUCCAACUCCAAGUAGAGGCGAUGAAGUCAAUAAUACUCCAACGAUUCCUGGUUCUAAUAACACCUCUUUUUCUUCUCAAAGUAGUGCACCCAGACCGCUUGUGCCUCCUGGUUUUGCAAGCACAAUUUUGGAAAGAAAACAAGGGGAAAAAACGCAAAUUGAAACUUCUCAACAUGAGCGUAGUCCUUUAAAUUCCAAAGGCAUUAAUGUGGUGAAUGGAACAUCUGUUAAUAAUGGGGAAAAACCGUCGGGAAUCAAGAUAGUUUCAAGUGAGAUGCUGAUAGAAGGUGAAGAUGGUCGUGUCUCCUCCACUGAUGCAAGUGAACGGGCUGUUAGUAUCUCCUCAUUUCUAGGAAUAUCUACAGAUACAGUUCAUAAGGAGAAAAGUUUUGAAAAGCUUUCCUUCAUCUCAACUCCUGCUGAAACUCAGGGGUAUCCUAAAAAAAGUGAGCAAGCUACAGUGACGUUGGACAAUAAGAAAAGCUUGGAGAUUUCAGAGGGGCCAUCAAUUCUGGAUAAGAUAUUCAACACCGCUAUAAAUUUGAAUACUGGUGACUCCUCUAAUAUUACUGAGAAAAAAGUCGAAAAGGUAGAAGAAACACGGAGUCCUCAGAUCGCUAAAUCCUCCAAGUUCGCACAUCUAUUUCUUGAAGAAGAUAACAAACCAGUCGAAGAUCUCCCAUCCAGUGGGCCACCAAGAGGCUUACUGUCACUACUUCAAGGUGCAGAUAAGUUGCAAACCUUUGAUACAAAAGCAAAGGGAGAAUUAUCAACGGAUUUUCCUUUUCAAGGCCAUUCCACUAAAAGCACGGAUCAGUUAAGUAAACCAGUAACAGCUGUUCCACCUGUUCUCACUUGUGAAGACCUUGAGCAGUCUAUUCUGUCAGAAGUCAGUGACAGCUAUCAUCCACCUCCGCCACCAGUUGACCAAGACUUGAGUGUUUCUUCAGUAAAAAAGACCAAACAGCGGAAAACAUCUGUUGAUGACCAGGCUUCGCAGCACCUUCUUUCUUUACUACAGAGAGGUGCAGACCCAAAUAGUCAAGAGAUGCAGCUACUUUCAGUUACAGAGAGGAGACCACCACCUUCAUCUGUGAAAUCAACUACAGCUGGAGAAGCAGAUCCAGGGAAGUCUUUGACUCUUGAGAAUCUGUUUGGGAGUGCCUUCAUGAACGAACUGCAGUCAAUUGGAGAACCAGUCUCUGGAAGAGGUUUGGUUUCUGAUGCUCCAGGUGUCCCGCUUCGAUCAGAACGGUCUGUUGGUGAACUGAGCCAAAGAAACCAAAUCAGACCUGACGGUCUCCCCGGAGGGAUUCUAGCCCUUCCAGAAGAUGGUAACUUACUUGCGGUUGGCGGUCAUGCAAACCCACAAAAAUACAUGUCUUUUCCAGGAUCUCAGAAUCAAGAGCCUGAAGUAGCUUUCAACAUAUCUGACAAGUUAGCUGCCUUAAACUCUGGACCAAGGAACGAAAGACCAACAAUGGGAGGUCAAGAUGGUCCUUUUCUGCACCAACAUUCCCAACAAUACGCGACCGAUACCUCUUCUCACUUGAAUGGUUCAGGCCCAGUAUUCCAUCCGUUCGAUUCACGACAUGCUCAUGUAAAACCUCAGCUCGAUUUCAUGGGACCAGGAAGCAUCAUAGCUCAAUAUCAUGAUCCUCCACCAAAUCACCGGUUUCCACCAAACAUGAUUCAUCGUCCACCUUUUCAUCAUACAACAACCAGUGGACACCCCGAGUUUGAUCGCCUUCCUCCACAUAUGAUGCAGAAGAUGCAUAUGCAAGACAACCUGCAACACCAACAUCUAAUGCAAGGAUUUCCGGGUGGUGGUCCACAACACCUUCACUCUCCUCAUGUAAACAAUCAAAUGCCCGGGCUCAUUCCUGAGUUAAAUCCUUCACAAGGCUUUCCCUUUCCCCAUCGCCAGCCCAAUUACGGUAUGCCACCACCAGGUACGCAAGUCAACAGAGGAGAGCAUCCAGCUUCACUGCAGGCUCUGUUGGGGAUUCAGCAGAGGAUAGACCCAUCCAAGCAGAUACCAACAGUGGGUCAAGCCGGUGGUCCUAAUCGUCAAGGCUCUAUGGGACAUGAACUCGACCUUGGGUUUGGUUACAGGUAAACUCUGCUCUGGCCACAGUCCUCUCAACACCCUAAGCGGUUUGUCUACCUAACAGUGAGUUGCUUUGUGAUGUGCUAGUAAAAUUACCAUUUGUGAUUUUUUUUUAAGAAAAAAAAAAAAGAAAAAGAAAAAAAUUUAUACUCUUGUCUCUGUGAACUGUCGUUUCUCUUGCUGGUUGUCAUAUGAAGAUGCUUUUUAACUAACAGUGGUAGAAUUUGAUAAACGUUCGAGUCCA
This is a messenger RNA of Camelina sativa (false flax), 3952 nucleotides long. RefSeq lists its product as uncharacterized. Lineage: Eukaryota; Viridiplantae; Streptophyta; Magnoliopsida; Brassicales; Brassicaceae. The record is from RefSeq and is a predicted model, not a curated record.